AUGGAAAUUCAGAACAUUUCAUGGAGGCACUCAAAUUACACUGUCAUACACCCGACAACAUUACUGGAUCAUUGGAGGAAGAUCAGCGAUUACGCUGGUCCCAUUACCAUAAAAACUUGGAAGGGUAGAGGAGCAAAGACCUACAAGGCCUGGAUUUGCGUAUUUGUGUGCCUCGCAACCUCCGCAAUACACAUUGAAGUGGUAGGUGAUUAUUCAGCAAAGAGAUUCGGAGCUGACAAGGAAUUGAAAAAACUUUUCAUUCAACGCACGAAGGAACACCACCACAUCACAACCACACUCAUGAAUGACCAUGCGCAGUGGGAAUUUAAUCCACCUGCUGCCCCCCACAUGGGAGGAAAAUGGGAAGCCGCAGUGAAGUCCGUCAAGUUCCAUAUCAAUCGAACAACAAGAGACGCAUCAGUCACCAUUGAAGAAAUUAACACACUGCUAACCCAGAUAGAGGCCAUCCUGAACUCACGCCCAAUACAACCAUUGAUGGACGACCCUAAUGACUGCUCUGCACUUACUCCAGGUCACUUCCUCAUAGGAGAACCUCUCAACACGCUUCCUGACCCUUCCGCAAGUGAUCCCAACGCGUCAAUGAUAUCAAGGUGGCAAUUUAUUCAAAAACGAGUCCAACGAUACUGGAAGCAAUGGAGAAAACAUUACCUACAGCAAUUCCUCUCAACCUUCAAGUGGCAUCACCCAAGCAACACGAUCAAGGUCGGAUCUCUAGUCCUCAUCACAGAUCAACGACAACCACAAUGCAAGUGGCCACUCGCGAGAGUCAUGAAACUGCACCCAGGAAAGGAUGGACUAACUAGAGUAGUAACAUUAAAAACCACAUCCUCGAUAAUCUCUAGACCAAUUCACAUUCUUGCACCUCUGCCAGUUCCCAUCGAAGAUACAGAUAUUAAUCAUCAAUGA
Molecule: messenger RNA, 927 nt
Organism: Ceratosolen solmsi marchali
Lineage: Eukaryota; Metazoa; Arthropoda; Insecta; Hymenoptera; Agaonidae
Exons: 2
Coding region: 1-927 (308 amino acids)
Molecular function (GO): nucleic acid binding
Source: RefSeq, a predicted model, not a curated record